ACGCAAAUUAUUUGUACUUUUUCCUUAUUCACCAAAACGGCGUCGUUUUGAUUUGGGGGGAAACAGCACAACACGUCGAACUACCCUCCCUCACUCAAAACCCUCGACGCUCACUCCCUCUCUCACAUCGCAAGCCAGCCACCGCCUCCACUGGUGGCACUGUCAUAAUCCGGCGCGAAGUUGCCCCCUCAACGUGGGAGAGUGUCGCUGAAGAAGUUGUUUCGGGUACGGCUAAGAGAUUUCUGGGAAUCUCAUCCUGAGGAAUGCCAGCACACAAACCAGUUGUUGGGUUAUCAUGGCAACCACAGUUGCCUAUUCCAUCAUCAUUCAAAGCCACUGAUGGGUCUCAUACCAAACCUCAAACUGAGGCAUCAAGCAGCACUGUUAGGAAAUCCAGUUCAGAACUGGUUGAUGGCCUUUUCGUCCCUCCAAACGAUCCCAGAAAAUUAAACAAGUUACUGAGAAAGCAAGCUAAAGAUACUGCUGGGAAAAAUUGGUUCAAUAUGCCGGCCCAAACCAUCACCCCUGAGUUGCAGAAAGAUUUGAAGUUAUUAAAGUUGAGGGCUGCCCUUGAUCCAAAGCGGCACUACAAGAAAGGUGAUUCCAAAUCGAAGACACUUCCCAAAUAUUUCCAGGUUGGAACAGUUGUAGAUUCUCCGUUGGACUUUUUCUCAGGCAGAUUAACAAAGAAGGAGAGGAAAGCAACGCUUGCAGAUGAGCUGCUUUCUGAUCAAAACCUUGCAGCCUAUAGGAAGCGGAAGGUUCGAGAAAUUGAAGAACAAAAUCGACCAGCUGGGAAUGAAAAGUGGAAGAUUAAGGGUAGCAAUUCCCGGAAGCGGGCUAAGGAAAGGAGGAUUUACUGAAUUUCUACUCAUUUUAGCUGUGGGCGCAGAUUAUAAUGCUUUUUGCAGUUUAGAAUUAUUACAGGUUAUAUGAAAAUAUCUUAGCUGUAAAACCUAUUGAUGCUGUGUGUUCUUCUAUCGUGUUUGACCAAUCUCUUUAAACUCUUCUGCUUGGGUUUUUCAUACUUGGACCACAUUAUAAAAUUUAGGGGAAAUUGCACUCACCUCUCCAGAGGUCCUUUCAAA
Glycine soja is the source of this 1088-nucleotide messenger RNA. RefSeq names its product rRNA-processing protein fcf2-like. The record is from RefSeq and is a predicted model, not a curated record. NCBI's taxonomy places the organism in Eukaryota, Viridiplantae, Streptophyta, Magnoliopsida, Fabales, Fabaceae. Gene Ontology annotation, cellular component: nucleolus. Bases 264 to 863 code for a protein of 199 amino acids. The transcript has 6 exons. Gene Ontology annotation, biological process: RNA processing. Gene Ontology annotation, molecular function: RNA binding.